Molecule: messenger RNA, 1590 nt
Organism: Debaryomyces hansenii CBS767
Lineage: Eukaryota; Fungi; Ascomycota; Pichiomycetes; Serinales; Debaryomycetaceae
Product: DEHA2B09724p
Exons: 1
Coding region: 1-1590 (529 amino acids)
Source: RefSeq, a predicted model, not a curated record
AUGUUCGUAUUCCUUCUAUCCUUAAGCUGCAUUUUAUUUAAUGCUUUAGUAUUAGCUGAUGUACAACGGCUGGAGUUGGAUGCACACUCCUUGGGGGUUUCUUGCCUUCCUAUAAUUAAUGAACCAGAAGCUACGCUACUAGGUGGAAUCAAGGUUUUUUUAGACGAAUUGAAAUUAAAUGACGGACAAGAGCCAACAGAUUUAAAGAUACCGGUGUUGCUAUUUCGUUAUGAAGAUAUCCUUAACUUCACCACCCUUCCCUCGUGGGAGGAAUAUGACGAGGGAUAUGCAUCUAACUAUAGCUCUAAUAACUUGAAUUCGGAUAAUUAUUUCUUGAAAAAUUCGGUAGACUUUGAAGAAAAUAAAUUCAUAUUGGAUUUGUAUGAAGGGUACAGUGAAAUUGAUGAAAGGCGGAUCUAUAAUGGAUUCUUAGAUUUGUCAAAAGAGGAUGGUCAUGCUGAAGCUUUAUUACCGGCCUACGAGACUGGGUUGUAUUGCGCAUAUGUUGCACCACCUAUUAACAGGAAUAUCAAAACGAUGAAUAUAUCGCUUGCUCUACAGUAUUCUAAAUUUUAUUCGACUAGCAUGUCGUAUGUCGACUACUGUCAAGUAAAAUAUAUUAUUGGUACUGGCUUAUUGUUAGCAAUAUACUUGAUAAAUAAUAUUUUGAAAUUUCAAAAAGAUAAACAAUUAGACAUCAAGAACAUGCCAAUUAUUUCAAAGACAGUUAUAUUUUAUGUCUUGAUACCACUUUUAUCACUCAUGUCACUUGAAUGGUUUAUUGUGUUUAUCGAAAUUCACUGCAAUUUGAGUAGCCGAAAAAUACGUUGCUUUGAAUAUUCCCGUCUAAUAAUAGAAUUGAUUCAACCUAACUGGAGGAUUUUGCUCCGAUUUUAUGUUUUACUCUUUACCAUGGGAUAUGGAGUCAUUUAUUACCAUAGAGGAGCCUCUCGAACAUUCAGUAAAAUGCCAAGGAGGACUAAGAAUGUGGCAUGGUUACUUUUUAUUACAGAUUUAACUUUGAAUAAUACGGAAUAUUUUAUGAAAUACAAUAAUUUGGCAUUAUAUAAAGAUACGAUUGAAUCCAUAUGUGCCGUAUGUUUUUUUGGUUCGUUCGUACUUCCUUUCGUUUGGUACUUCGUAUCAUUUAUUUAUUAUUUCAAAACAAGGAAUAUUAUUAAGAAGUUGCCACCUACGUCGACUGUCACAGAAGGAAUUGAUGCCAAUACCAGAAUCAUGAAAGCUUUUAAACAAUCUAGUCUUGUCAUCUUUAUAUCACCAACCAUUUCGGGGUUGGCAUGGUUUAGUUCAUAUGCACGUGUGGCCAUCAAAACCUUUUUCUCAAUGAUGAAUGAGAUUUCUUCAGAAUUGGACGUAAGUGACGAAGAACUAUCAAGAGAAUUGCUCAUAAAGCUGGUAAAAUUAUCGCAUUAUAUAAUGCGGUUCACUCAAGAUACCAUGAUGUCUUCUUUUGAUGAAUGGCCGGGAGCUAUGAAGAUAUAUCUAACUAUCGCCCUAUUAUACGUGAUUUGGAUAAGAAAUAACAAUGCUUUAGUCGUUGAAGAUGAGAAAGCGGACUUCAAAGAGUAG